CAUUAGCCUGUUAAGAGCGAGUGAGACACACCGUAUCGGUGCUAGUCAAGCUAUAAGGCGAGGAAAUAACCAUGAAUUGUUGGAAGAGCUUAUUUCUUGCUUUCAUUUCUUGCGUUCUCUCAGUUCACGGUAAGUAUACCUUUUGGUUUGGAUGUAAUCAUGACGUGCGUACCGUUACGAACGUGAUGAAAUAAUUUAACGAGACGUAAUCGCUGUACUUUAUUACGUGCCUUCCGUGUUGAGAAAACCGAAAAUUGGGUCUCAGCAGCAACUUUUCAGUGUAAAUUCAAAGUAUUGUUUCUUCUGAAGACUCUGAAGGGGUUAGAUAUAACGACACACUGCACACUGAUCAGAAUUCAAUGACAAAAUAUAGUUUUUUAAUUUACAAUUUCACUAUGCAAUGUGUUUUUGUCAGUGCUGAACUGGAGCAAGGACUAAUGGCCCAAUUGAAGUCAGUCAUAUCCCGGGGGGGAGGGCUCUACUGCUUAGAAUUAUUAGUAGGGGAGAGAUCGUUCGGUUCUCUAAAUCCUGAAAGACCAAAUUUGCUGAUUUCAGCACCCAGUUUUAGACCUCAGGCCUCUAAAACCAAUACCCGUUUUCAGACCGGGUUUCUAUAAGUUGUUCUCAGUCUGCGAACUCAUCACCUUUUCAAAGUGAAAUCAAAAUGUAUUGAUUAAGCCUUUUACUUAAGUAUUGGACGCUUAAGUUCUUCUGGGCUGAAAAGACAAAUACGGUCAUUCGUUCUCUUGGGUCCCUUGAAAACCUUACUUGAUUUCAACCAUAAUGGGUAUUUAAUUCCAUCCAUACCUAAUAUUUCAGAGCAAACCGGGCAUACCUAUAUACCUUACAAAGUCAGUAACCACCCCCCCCCCCCCCACCCCUUACUUCCCCAUUCCUACACACGUCUCACGUAGUUCUCAUCCUAUGACAAGACCAUUCAAAUAAAAGCUGCUGAGUAGUUCUUUUGCACUGUUGCUAUGAGCUUUACAGAAUCGGCAAAGAAUUGCAGUUUCAUUAAAUAAUGACCCUGAGUACAAGCUCUGUUUGAGACACAGCACGCUUCUUUGGAAUCGAAUAUCCGUUAGAGGUCUCAAAUAUCAAAUCUAACAAAAAAAGGAAAUAGUUUCAUUAAUCAUGUAAGUUUUUCUACUUAUCCCUUUUAAGUGUAGAGUGAUUGCAGAAAAUCAGAUUUAGCCCUUGCAGCAUUUGCCUAUUCAUAAAACUUAAGAGAUACGCUGUUCUGCCAAUGCAUAGAAUGUUAGGAAGACAGAGAAUGAUUGUAUUUUGGGUAUAGUGGAGGACCAAUGCAAAUGGUUUCUUGCCUCGCAUUGCACUCUCCUACUUUUCUUUUCUUUCCGCACUUCAAUCAAGUUGAAUAAUUCAAGAAAAUCGUUCGAAACUUAGGGAGUUGGUGAAAUACAUGAAAUUACUUUAGCCAAUUUUACACCAAGGGUAGCCUGACGAAACUCGUAAGCCAACGGAAAAUUGCCGAAGCGCGCGCGCUUCGCGUUCCCUGGAGGGACCUGUCGCAAACAGCAGGACUAGGACUUUGAUUAUCGCGCUGAAACGCUUCAAAUCUGAAAUUUCAGCUGUAUACUUUACAAAUGAAAUUAUAUGGAUACGUUUUAGCUGCGCAAACUUCCGGAGAAUUUAAAUUUAAUCUCGCAUAUCCGAGGCAAAGAGUUUGACUAGCAAGAUUAGCCGUUUUAAAGUUUCAUUAAUGAAUAAAUCUCUAAAUGAUUUAAACCGGUUUCAAUUAAAACAACAAGAUCAAUAUCACCCGCUGGGACGACCCGUGCCACAUGUUCUUGGCCCCUGAUCCGGAAAUGUGCAAUACUUCAAGACUCACGCAUGCUGGUCUCGUUCGUUACGUUUUUCAUUUAUCGUCGUUAAUUUGCAGCGAAUGGCAGAGAAGUAUACGAAAUGAAGUGACGCCCUUCUAAAACAAACUGUAUAUUACUCAUUCUCGCGGCCAGCGUUGCUACGGUUUCGCUUAGGAUCCCUUGAAUAGCUAAUCGUGAUCUAAGAAGAGACCACCUUAGUGCUGUCAUAAGCUAUAUUUACAGUGGUACCCUUUCCGAAAGAAGCUGCUAAAUGACUGGAAAACGUAGUGGCUGAUCAGAAGGGAGACCAAGACCUUUUCCCAUUACACGUAUCCAGCAGAAAAGACAAUUUCCUAGUAUUCUAACGACUUAAUGAUUUGGAACUAAAAUGAUUACCACUGAAGGAUAAAGUUUCAGCUGAAGUUUACUCUAGAGACAAUUAUUUGUUGUGUUAAGGAGGGAGGGAAAUGGUUAGCUUUUUGUACAAGGGACUGGGAAAGCUAGUGUUUUAAUUUGUUUGAAAUUUGUUCCUAACUUUUAAGGUGAAAGUGACGAAAUUAUUGAAGUCAUCAGUGACGUUGAUUUCGACCAACCUAUACAGCUUGGUGAUUCGAAUCCAAUUCACACUGGUAAGUACAAGGGUAAUUUCCUAAUCAGCUGUUCUUUGUCUUUAUCAUGGUCACGCAAUGUGCGUUACGUGUCGCCACAAGAAUGGCUGCGUGGGAGACUGGAGCCAAAGCGAGCUUUGGCCACAGCGCUGUGCAGGUAAAACAGUGCUGCCUUGUACAUUACAGAGGUGCGCAAGCGCACUCGAACAGACCUCUUUAGCUUGUAUGUUUUGUUUGACCAAUACAGAUCAUGUGAUGAUUUGAGAGGUUUCUUUUUCUUUCAACAUACAAGCUAAAAAGGUCUAUUCGUCUACGUCAAGAGGAGUGGGAGCAACCUCGUCCCCAGGGCGCUUUUCCCUCGCUUUUGAGGUGGGGCGGGAAAAGCGCCCUGGGGACGAGGUUGGAGUGGGAGGAGCCUGCGAGAGCUGACUUAUUUCCGGUUAUCAGCAACAGACGGGAAAACUUCAGCACCCUCAAGCUAUAUCUUAUCGACUGUGUUUGUUACGAAUUUCUUCAGUUUUUCUUUCUUCUGAGACACCAAUUCCGAAAAGUUUGAUCAUGUUGUAAACCGACGAUUUUUGAUCAAAAUUGACGUCACUUUUUUUUUCACCUUUCAGUACCUGAGGAGCAAGAAGUGUCUCUAUUUAAAAGGGAUAUCUCAAGCCACACUGUGGCCCGAGUGCGACGUCAAGUUCUAGUUAUUGGUCAAUCAAAUCAGGUGCAGGGUCUCACGGUCAGACAAGAAUGUGACGGAAUCCUACUGGAGUGGAAAAGCCUGCAGUUGCCUUACAGGUAUAAGUGAACGUUUUGGUUGUAGGAUAGAGGAUUCAGCUUUUGUCAAAGUACUUGACAAAACCAUAAGAGAGCCCUAAACAGUAUCUUUCUCUAGGAAAUUGAAAAGUUGAACAACCCUGUAUAUUAAACAGUACCACAAGUAAGUACUGCUCAGUAGCUUUCAUUUGAAUGGUCACACCGUAGGAUUUCAUCCAGACUCAAAAUUUAGAAUUGUCUCGGCUUAGUCAGUGCAAACAGCACUAGAAAAAGGUAAAGAAGGAUCAGAAGCUUUUAAUUAAAUGGAAAAUCAGUCACUAGUCGAUAUUGUUAUCAUAUUUGCAAACUUUCUUUUUCAAUAUCAGUCCAAACAGACGCACAAUAAAUGAGGAAUUCAAGCAUUUUAACAUUUACCGAAGCACAUCGUAUUUUCGUGAUGUAAGCGGAAUGAGCCCUUACGUAUCUGGAAAGCUGGACAAGUUGUUACAGAGCCCGGAAACAAACAGCUACAAGGAUCUAUAUCCGACACCGAACACAAACUGGUACUAUGCUGUGACAAUGGUCAAUGGUGAGGGACAGGAAGAGAAGACAGUGGACUCAAAGAAGGUAAGGUUUAAAAACUCAAGUUCUCUGUAUAUAACGGUUCUUUGUUUGAAAAAUGGUUUUCAACUGUCACACCUUGUGGUCUAUUUAGAUCGCACGUGGCGGAAGAAAAGCGAGAAGCGUGAACGAAAAGAGCGCGAGGGGUCAUGGUACGGAACAAAGCGAAAGGGAGAGAGUUUCCCCCUCUUUUUCCCUUCCCAUUACCACUCGCGCUCCCCUUGACUGAGAGACGACUUGGAACGAAUGAGGUUAUAUCACAAUCUAGUCAGCAAAUUGGUGUUCCUGUAUCACUCCUUGUGAUCACAUGACAAAAGGCGAGUCCCCUUCUUAUUGGGCUUCCUGGGAAUUACAUGGCAGUUGUUGUAAUAAAUAUUCCGAAGCAAAAUCAGCAGCAGCUCCAAAAUAUGUCUCCGAAUUCAAUCCCGAGUAAAAGGCGGAAAUCGAGCGGAUACAUGUACACACGGUCGUAGUACCAUGACGACGGAGUACGGACAAUUCCAGACCGUGCAAAUUAUUGUCAUUACACACGACGAGGAAAUGACCUACUUUUUAGUUUCCAGGGAGAGUCGUUCAGGUGACGGUGUUUAAGUUGUGAGCAGUGAGCAGACGGAGUAACAAGACUGACAAAUAAGAGAAGAAGGGGUACAAAUCUCAUUUUCCCAGCCUAUUAAAAUUGUUUUCAGAUCCCAGUGUCCCAUUAAGUUGCUCUCAAACCCCACUCCCAGUUGUAAGAAAUCAUAGUCCUGAUAACCCAAAUCCCCUUUUACCGUCCCCAAAGUAGGCAUAUCUCAAUUUUACCUCUUUGUCACCUUCAGUCUUGGGGUAGCCUUUAUAUACUGUGGGCUAUUACGUUUUGAGGGAGACUGGUUCGGCGAGUGGUCGAACUACGCUGUGGGACUGCUUUGGGUACGCUAUACGUUCUUUCAUUGGCUAUUAAGGUCGGAACACACUAGGCGACAAGUUGCAGCAACAAGUCGCGGCGACAUAUCACUCCGUGUGUGCAGGUCGGGCGACUACAAUUUGUAGUUGGCCUUUCUUUCACUUGUCGAGCAUGCACUGCUUGUUGCUAGGAUACAGUGUCUAACCCAAGCCUGAAAGUCGUGUACCUGGUACAGUGGGCUCAGAGAUGACCAUCGCUUUUUCAAUAAACGGAUGAUCGCACUCGGAAAACCAGUUCGACGAUACAUAGAGCGAUCUUCGUAAGACCUUGAAAAAUAUUCGGUAAGUGUUCGCAGGAGCUUAUGUUCGUUAUUUGUUUUAUCAGCCAAUGGAUGAGAAGAUCUAAACAUAGACUCUUUGUUUUCCCGCCAAAGAAAACCCUAAUAUGGAGAAGGCAUUGUUCGAUUAACCAAUCGUGUUGCAGUAUGACGUUAAAGCGAAGUAUCGGUUGAUUUCUAGAAAGUUCUCGGGCAUAAAGUUUAUUCAGCCGAGCGUUCGCUCAACAACCAAAAGCUACGCACGUUCGUUUCCGUUCUACAAACCUAUCAAAUCGCACUAUUUCCGAUCGUUUGUUGUUUCUGUUUUGUUCGCGCAUUUUCUUUUCAGGCCAAACGAAGAUCGCUCUAACAAGAUUGACUAGUCCAGAAGGGUUGACGCGAUUCUAGCAGAUUCAAAGGAGACUCUGUUAGCAGGGUGCCUUAAAAUCCUAGACUGUAAAAAUGACUGCUAUAAUUUACCUCCGUGUUCAUGUUACACCCACAGGCUAUUUUCAUAGGAUCUUUUCAAAAGUCAGGAACUCUCUUUAAACUUGUCCCAGGGUUCCUAAGUCUGCGAGGCAAGGUCUUACAUCAUAGCGCUGCGUAUAAUCCGAGUCGUAAUCAAUAUCUUGUGACGUGGGACUUUGACGUGGACAGCGAUAAUCUGCCAGAUCAUCUCUAUGCUUUAAGAGUGGACACUGGUGGCAAUAUAGUGGACAAAAGGAUAUUAAACUACACUGCAAAUAUCGGGGGGAAAGCAGGUAAUUUAGGACAGUUAUCUAAGGGAAGAAAAGGAGCCAGCUGCAAAAAACCUACAAUAAAUUAACGAAAGAACUGGGAUAAGCUUUGAUAUAAACUAUGGUCUGCGCAUGGGUAGCCUCACUCGCAGACUUUCUUUUGGCUCGUCAGCAUUCUCGUCCCCAAAGCCCGUCGUUUCUUCUGGUCGAGUGGACUUGUCCAUUACAAAUUAAGCCCAGUGGCUCUGGGAACGAGAAUGGCUGGCUCGUCACGUAAUCCUUCCAAACUUCAACAGACGUUCGUGAGGAAAGAACACGUGACAAAGCAGGAACGUCUGCGUAGACUUGGUGGAGGAGUUAAAAUGAAGAAAGUGCGUUUUGCAAAAGUUAGACACGUGUUUAAGUUUCUGUAAACAUGAAAACAAUUCUUUUUGGAAAAUGAUUUUAAGCAGGAACUGAAAAAGAAAAUAUAAAUUAGGUGACCUGUAAAUUUUCGGCGAUUGCCACGGAAACACUUCCCACCCAGUCACGGUUGAGUGAUUUUCCUUCAACUUUACAAGUUUUCAAACUGUCGUAAAAUCAUCAACUUAUGCAUUACAGGGCUCCAUUUUAUUUGCUAUGAAAAAAAAGAGAAGAUUUUAGCCCCGUAAUGUAAUCUGUCAAGUCCCCAGAUCAGAAAAUUAGUUUUAUUUGUUUGUUUUUUAAAUAAUCUUGAUGAAUUUCAAGCACCACAAAAUAAAAGCUUAGCUCGCAACACAAUUGAAGGCUCUAAAACCCAUUGUCUUCUUCAUAAGAAAUAACCAUGUUAAGUGAGAUGUAUUGCAUUUCUUUCCUGAGCUUAUGGAUUAUGGAAGUAAAAUGGUGUCGAAAAUUCGUAUUUUUACUAAUCAUGUUAUAAUUAUUGUUCCAAAUUUUCUAGGCAAUCAAGGAUGGCCAAGUGUAGCGUAUAACGAACAAAUCGAUGAAUAUAUGAUCGCUUUUCAAUUCCGUGCGGGAACGGGGCGGUACUUCUCGAACAAAUACAUCAUCAUAAGUCAGAGAGUACAGAGUGCGCGCACGGAAAGAUCAGCAGGCCCAAGUCUGCUUGUCAAAGCCAAUGGACAAGGAGGGCCCACGGAUUGGGUUGAUGCAAUGGGACCAUUGAUAAAGUAUAACCCUGUUACGGGUAAGAACCAGGCCCCAGUUGUUCAAAAGGUGGAUUGCGCUAACCCAAUUGGUUUCCCUAAUACUUAUCUCCCGGAUAGUGAUUUAUCUGGUGGAUAGCGCUAUCCAGCUUUUGAACACUGACUGCGGCCUGCAAGAUGUUAAAAUAGGUAAUAUAUAAUAGCAUAAAGACGCAGUACGAAUCAAGGACUGGAGGCUUGUCUUCUGUUACCUUAAAAGGUGGUUCAAAUUUUCGAGUCUUUGGAUAAAAUCCUAUGGUGUUACCAUUCAAAUGAAAGCUACUGAGCAGUACUUUCCUGUGAUACUGUUUAUUAUGCUGUACAAGGUGGUUCUAAUUAAUUUUUGAGUUUGUGGAUGAAAUCCUAUGGUGUGAUCAUUCAAAUAAAAGCUACUGAGCAGUACUUUCCUGUGGUACUGUUUAUUAUGCUGUACAAGGUGGUUCUGACUUUUGAGUCUGUGGAUGAAAUCCUAUGGUGUGACCAUUCAAAAGAAAGCUACUGAGCAGUACUUUCCUGUGAUACUGUUUAUUAUGCUGUACAAGGUGGUUCUAAUUAAUUUUUGAGUUUAUGGAUGAAAUCCUGUGGUGUGAUAAUUCACAAAAGCUACAGAACAGGAAUUUCCUGUGGUACUUUUAAAUGUUGUGAAUGGAAUCUUAUGGUGUUACAAUUCCAAAGCUGCGCGCAAACGGACGCAACAACUCCCAACAUUGUCUGAGCUAAAACUUUGACUGGUUUCAAACUUUGCGCCACAACUCCCAACAACACGCAACAGGGUGUGGAAACAGACCCAACAUGUAACAUCCAACAAUGUUUGGAGUUGUUGGCCUACAAUGUUGCGUUCAUUUGCAUGGCCGUAAUGAAAGCUACCGAGCAGUCAAUACUUAUUUUAAUACUGUACAAGGUGGUUCAAACUUUCGUGUCUGUGGAUUACAUGCUAACGAGUAACCUUUCUCUGUUUUUCCCUUGGCACUGUUUGUUUUUCAGUUCUCUCCAAUUCAAUUUUUCCAUAUCUUUUAUUUUUAAAGGUGGUUAUGUAGGCGCUGUUGUUAUAGAAGGAGGAAAAAAAGAAGUCGUGAGCCUGUUCUUUGACAGGGGAGGAAGAGUGUCUAAAACCGAAGGGAUUUGCUCCUUUAAAGGAAACGCAUACGAGCCAAAUAUCUUCUUAGACUCGAGAAGAAACGAGUUUUUCUUCGCUUGUACCGUCGAGAACGGAGGAGUCGCUAACUCUGACUUCGCCUUGCGGUCUGGGUUACACAUGUUAGUCAUCACGAAGAGAACUGCUAGUGGAGCGCACGCGGCUAACACAAAGACCGCUUCCACGAAGAACUUUGUUGGCUACACCAACAAGACACAUGCGCGGACUGCCGGAUACUAUAAUGCACACCUUGAUAGGUAAAUACUAAAUUUUUAGAUGAGUUUUUUUGUGUGUUAUCCCGGCUGAAUAAUUGAAUUCGAGACGUCACAAAACGGAAUCUAAUGAUUCUGGUAAAAUGUGCUACCAUAGAGUAUUUUCAUAUGAUUUGACACCCACCAUCUUGGUGUCCCAAAGUAAUGUCGAGUUAUGAAACAGCAACUAUGUUUGCGUCCCAUGUUUGUUUUUCUUAUGUAAAAACUUUCUUUUAUUCCAAUAAAUGUGCAUAGCCGCUAAUCACGUGAUUGAAAACACUCUACAGCUUAACGAAAACAACUAAUAACGACAAACACACUCGCGUGAAACAGAGUUUAGGGAAAUCAUGAAUUACGUACCGCCGAAAGAUUAUUCAUUUAUCUGCUUGAAGAUUAGUGGACGAUCAUUAACGAAAGAUCAUUUGUUUAGUCAUUGUCUAUGCCCUACAAUAGCGGUUUCUGCUUGUUUAUGACUGAAUGGUUUUGCUUUACGCCGUAGAUUGAUUCUGUACUGGGAAGACUCUGACACUGGAAGACAUGUUUUAAACACUGCCUCUGUACUGUUGACACGUACGCAGUACAUUCGGGAAGUUAAACGGUACAGUUGCUUAGCAACAAAGCAAGUCAGGACACCGGCAGCGGUGUAUUCCCCAUCAAAUAACUAUCAUUUUCUUUUAUGGCAAGAAGUAAGUGGGUCCGCGGCAAUCGGUGGAGAACUCCUUCAAGGUCAGAGUCUCGACUUUUCAUUGUCAACGUACUCUGUAGUACAGACAUACCAUACUUUGAACCUCACUGCCCCUUUAGUGUCGUCACGCAACGCUGUUUGUGGGGAGGAGCCUUGCUCUGUGUAGCAAACUACCCUGCCCCAGACUCGUACCAAGUCGCCACUUAUUCAUUGAAGCAACGAAAUGUGGAAAGGAAAAUUGACGAGCGCAAAGGCGCUUGGGACACUUUUUUCUUCCUUACCUCCAUCGAUGCACGGCGAACUCACUAAGAAAGUGACUGGCUAGGAGUCUAUCCCUGCCCGCUUCCCCUCACAGUUUACCGCGCCGGCAGAACAAAUGAACACACAAUUACAACGAGGUUUUAGCACCUCUAUCCCUCCAAAUAACAAUCCGGGAGUCUGGGGCAGGCUACCACUUCAUGCAGCUGUUGUACCCAGUUUUAUUCUUCCUUUGAUGUUGAAAAGGUUAAAUAUCUGGAAAUUUGAUUUAGGCAUAAAAGCUCGAAAAUAACGACAUUCAGUUUUCUUAGAAGUAACUCUUUCUGAUUGUUUCUCAGGCAAUUUACGACUUGUGUUUGGCAGAGAGCAGAAGAAUCCUGUUUUAUUAUACAACAGCUUCCUUCGAAAAGCGUUUGUCACCUGGCAGGAAGGAGGCGUGCUGCUAUCACGACAAAUAACCAUGGCAACUCGACCACUUUGCACUCCACCAUGCGCUCCUCGACAGACAUGCGCAGUACAGGACAAAUGUGUCCCCAACACAGGAAGUAAACUGAAAUACUUUUUUAAAUUUCGUUUAAAAAUAACACAAUAUAUGAAGCACUAUCACACAGACUCGCUGGAUAGGCAAACAAAUUUUUCUUUUCAGUUCGAAUUUCUUAAAACAGUUUCGUUAUCAUAGCCGGCAUGAACAGAUCGCAGCUAGCGGACCUUUGUUGAAAUUUAGUCCUUAAUGCAACAUUAUAUAUGAUUGUGAUUAGAUUAUUUUUUUUGUUCAGUUGACGGGAAAUAUUUGUAAAGGACAAUACGAAACAAUACUACACGACAAGAUACGAUACAGUUCAGUACAGGUGCAGUACGGUGCAAUAGAAUACGGUACGCUACGGUGCGAUACGAUUUUUUUUAGACAAGUAUUUUAGACAAGCCUGACAAGACUAUCAGGGGGAGAGCGGAGUUUAUUGAUGCUUUGUGUAUCUUGUUUGUGCACCGUUUUCACGCAGGUCUAUGUUUUUUUUAUCUCCUUAAAGAUUUAUGCAGCGUGAACAAUGGAGGGUGCAGUCACAGGUGUACAUCAUUAGGUCGAUGGAAAGUUCAGUGCUCUUGUCCAGGUCAAAUGCAGCUGAAAGAAGACGGCAAAAACUGCAGGAGUGGUGAGUGGGGCCUGAUAAUAGUGUGGUCUAUCCACCCCCUCCCCCUCGGGAAUAAACUAUUUGGAGGGUUAGGGGAAGGUUAUUUAGGUAGUCUCUUAGAAUCAGUAUCUUACGACGAUCCGUUCGCACUUUGAACGAUAUCCUGUGGUGAUAUCUUUCGAAUCUAAUCUCUUUGGUAGAACUUUUGAAUGGUGGCAUAUACGUUUCAGAUUUUACCAAAUUCUUUAUUGAAUUUUUUUUGGCAACUAUUAAGAAAGAAAGGUUUUUCAACAAAGAAUUCAAAUUUCAUUUGGUAAAUCAUAACUUGAGUUUCUAUACUAGUCAUUUAUAGAUAUAAAAAUAGAAAUGGAAACCGGGAUUCAAACCUUGGUGCGACAUGAACUACAGGGUGUGGUUUUAGGAAUGCUUAUAUCUAAAAUAGAGCCUAGGGGUUAAAUAAUCUCGGCGGAAAUAGGUUUUCUUGAAAUGAUUGCAUUGUUCUGAAAUUUUUGCAAAUUUUAUUUCGUUAAAUAAAACCGAAAGUAGGAGAGCAAACAAAGAUUUUUUCUUUUUUAAUUCCUAGUUCUUCCAUGCCAUGGUAUGACCCCUGCAAAGAAGCCAUCCACUGGAGCUGACUAUUUCUGCGGAAGAGGGGCACUAAGUAACGUGUGUCCUUCUAACACCUACUGUCAUAUUGCCCCCAAUGAUGCUUUUGCUAAAUGCUGUGAAGGUAACGUUUUACAAUUUACAACAAAGAGAAUAGCUAAGUUAGGCCUCUUCCCUCCCUGAGGAAGUUUCAAGUAGCAUAGCAGGUAACGAUGUAUCCAUAUUUUUGGGAAGAAGGAUUCUAACAUAAUUGUUCCCAGGAUGGCUCCUCCUUGCCUUCUGGGCGGGAACCAGGAACGAGGUACUCCCGUUCCCAGAGGUUUUUCCUGAAGCCUCGAGGGCAAAAGUUGGGAACGAGAUUUGCAUUCUCAUUGGCAUGUAAAGGAAUGUAUGAUCGUUGAUGACAACACCACCUUUUCUUUUAAUCCCAUAAAACCCGAAAGUGGCUCUGUAAUUAUAACAAAGUAGGCGUUCAUUGGUUCAGUUGUGUUGUGAAGGCCUACUACUUGCUUGUUCUGAAUUUCGGCCUUUCCAGUCAUGACAACAUAUAUUGCUGUUAUUUGUCAGCUCCUCUACCAAGCUAUUCCAUUGUGGUAGUCACUAAAAAGGCAAUAUGGCAGCUGUUUAUGGACACGAAACUAAGCCGAGCCACGUUUAGAAAGGUGCAAUUGGAUCACGAUCCCAUGAUGCUUGUCGCGCUGGGUUAUGACCCAGUGGAUAAGCGUGUAUAUUGGAGUGACGUAGAUGAAGGCUCUAUAAACCGCAUCUUUUUGAGCGGAAUAGGAAGCAAGCAACAGAUACAGAGGUAAUUUAUAUACCACUGGACUUGUAAAUAGGCACCCUUAAGUUUUUGCACUAAAAUUUCAAAGCAAAGGAAAUUGUCUUUACUAUAUCUCACACGCCAACCUCUUUAAUAAGUUGAAUCAAGUUCAAGUUUGGUUAACCCUACUAUUGAACAUGUGGGAAAAGUCGCGUUUUUCAUAGCGGGUGCCCGUUAGUUUUUUCGCUAGUUUUUAUAAAGCACACCAGGGAAACACGCCAGGGGAACGCAAGCGCGACUCUGACAUCUCUCCCUUCGCUCUAAAAGAACCGCCUACGUUUUUCCGGCAUGUUUGACAGGUGAAAAACUUUAGCCCAAAAGUUUUCACCAUUAUUGAGGAUCUUUCGAGAUACGAGAUUUGAACCUCGAGAUUCGGGAUCUUUAAGCAAAAUGGAGGAGAGAUUGGGGAUUGAAAGUAUACACACGAUGUGGGAUGUCAAAAAUAGCCACCGGGGUUACGGGAUUGCGCGAAAAUUUGGGUCGGGAUGACGGGAUUGAAGAACCCAAUCAGGGACUGUCAUUUUUAGGCAAAGGCUUUGUUAAGGAGCUUUAGAUUCUAACACGAUGAUGACUACGAGUACGAGAUUUUCUCAAUACUGAGUAGUGCUCGCGCGUGAACCAGCGUCAUUUUGGCGGGUAAACGUGUUAGCCUUCGUCAUUUUACUACGAGUUUUAGCGAGAUUCACUGAUCAUCCUUGUCCCACUGAUCUCCUUAUUCAAGCAACCUUAAUCGCAAUAUUUGUUAAAACUUCCUGUCUUAGAAAGCGAGAGAAUCUUGCACUGUGGAAGUACCUUUUGUUCACCUGCAUUAACAUGGUUUGAUUUUGGUUAAUACAGAAAUGCAGGUGUCGUGGAUGGCAUGGCACUCGACGUUCAAAAUAAUUUCAUUUACUGGACUGAGGUGUCAAAUAACGUAAGGCGGGGAAGGAUCAUGCGUGCAAGUUUAGAUGGAAGGAACCCCAGACAAAUGCGGCAGGGACUGGAUAAACCGAGAGCUAUCGUCCUCUAUAAGCCGACAAGGUUUGUAUAACGUGAUUGCUGCGCUUUAUUGUUGGCUGAAAGGCCAGGCGCACUUGCUAACCAAUCAGAAAUGUAAUCAAAUCACGUGCCUCACUCACAAGCAAUUUUUAUGCUCUUAGCGCUGGUUAGGUGUGUUUGUGAUUGAUUCAUAUGCAUUUCUACGCGUAUUCGUUCACCUGUUUGUUUAGCUAAGACGAAUUAAUUUUCUUAAGCCAUACCGAAAACGAAUGCUAGCCACAUACAUGCCAAGCAUGCGUAUUAGCAACCUGGAGAAUAGGAUUGCGGGCUAUUUCUGUCGCACGCAAUCAUACCAGCCAUAGAAGACUGUAAGUACGUACUGGUGGUCACAUAGAGAGGUAUUCUCAACCCAAGCUUUUGAAACGGCAUCCAUUAGGAAGAUAGCAAGUAGUGUUUAUAGCGGAAAUCGGCCGUGCAAAGAAAAGUACUCCCUACUGAAAUAAGUGCAUCUGUACCAUUUGUUCUGACUCUAGGAUGAUGUAUUGGACUGACUGGGGAACCACACCCAAGAUCGCGCGAGGAAGGUUGAACAAUGAUUACAACGUGGACACGAUUGUGACAGGACGACUAAAAUGGCCGAAUGGUUUAGUUAUCGAUGCAGCUUCGCAGAAACUUUUUUGGGCAGACGCUGGCAUGGACAAAAUAGAGUACUCUAAUCUAGACGUAAGGCUGCGUGCAAAUGGACUCAACAACUCUCAACAUUGUUGGCGCAACAAUGUUAAGAGUUGUUGCGUGCGUGUUGGCAGUGGUGUGCAAACGGACGCAACAACUCCCAACAUUGUUGCGCCAACAAUGUUGGGAGUUGUUGCGUGCGUGUUGGCAGUGGUGUGCAAACGGAUGCAACAACUUGCAACAAUGUUGGGACCUGCAGUGCAUCGUGGGAAGGAUACAACCCAUAAGUCUUUGUAAACCAUGCGUAAUGAGCGUGCGUGGCCCCAACAAUGUUAGAAGAGCUGUGCAAACGGAUCCAACAUUGUUGCGCUACGCUUCGGCGAUCACGGAACAAAAGAAAUGUUGGGAGUUGUUGGCUGAAAAAUUUGACCGGUUUCAAACUUUACGCAACAACAUCCAACAGCAUGCAACAGGGUGUGCAAACGGACGCAACAUGUAGCAUCCAACAAUGUUGGGAGUUGUUGGCCAACAAUGUUGCGUCCGUUUGCACGGGACGUAAGAAGCUUUGUGCUCUUCUCGUAUGUGAGGCUGAACAUUCUACAAACCAGCUCUCAAUAAGCGUGAUAUGGGGUCAUGGCUCUCAUACGAAUAUGCGAGAUUUCCUUACCUUAACUGAAAGCCUGUGAUGUCCUUUUCAUUUGCAUCGAUAUAAUUUAACUAUUAUUUCUUCUUCAGGGCCAUGGUCGUAGUGAACUGCUCAGUGCCCCACAUGUCCGUCAUCCCUUCUCUCUCGCCAUCCUAAACAACAGGUUAUUAUUUCUGUAAAUGUUGUCAUAGUAACUGAUAAUAAAUUAGUUCAUAAUAAAUUAGGUAACCUACGAGCAACCUCUUCAUUCGGGGGUUAUUGUGAGAAGUCUCACGCAGGCAUGGAAUUAUUUUGCCGCUCGCUUAUGUGUUCUUUCGCAGCACGCUUCGCUCGCCACUCGAGACGAAGAGCGUGCUCUCAAGCUAUGAACGAGGCUGAAUAUGAUCGUCUGAGUGAAUGUGGUUCUGUUGACUGUGACCAGCAUUGAAAAGCCAUUUACAUGUUAUGAUAAAUUUGUCACUACGUUUCACAAAGUUUGAGUAAGAUACAACUGGAUAAUGGAGAUACGACGAAUUGCAUCAUGGGUUCCUGUUACGAGGAGACUGGGUCGAAUUUUAUCCCCCAAAAUAGUUUCAUAGUGCAAUUCGACUCAACACUCUAACCCAGUCUCCAACCCAACCUUAAGGCCUUAACCCCUCUAAGAGUAUUCCAACAAAUUUGGAAAACCUGGUAAAAAGUUUUCAUUACGAACACAAACAAGUUUUAAGAAACCUUUUGAAAAAACACGAGAGGGUGGUGCGAUCGUUUCCGUUAAAUUUUCGAAAGGUCAUCCUCGACCAAUAAUUUGCGUCAAGACUAGAAGAACAACAUCAAGAUGACAUUAACAGAUAUUUUCUCGUUGAAAGAAAUUCCCUCUCCAAUACGAAAAAUUUAAAAAGCUAUUUAUGCUCUAGAAUACAAAAUGAUGGCCUGGUUUUGCUUUUAUAAGUACCUGGCGUCGAUAUUACAGCUUCUGGCUCAAUUCUUGAGGCUUCUUCUUUUUCUAAGCUUUCCUUUUGGAAUGAAAAAAAAAAAGGCUGUGGAUAGGAACGCAGUUGUUAGUAGUCGAAAGUGUUGUUUGCUUGUUUGUUUUAGAUUGUUUUGGAGUGACUGGGAAACUUCAGGAAUACAUUCAGUAGACAAAGACACAGGCGGAGAUAUGAUGACUGUAGCCAAGGGCCUUGAUCGGCCAACCGCGUUUGUAAUAUUUAAAGCCACUCCUCCAGGUUUGUAAUUCUUGAAUUAGUUCGAUCUUCACCCUGCGAACAGAGCCUCUUUCUGUCUUCUUGAGUAAGGAGAAGAAAAGGAAGCUCUUUAUAAAUCGUGUCAAUCCUCUGAAGUCGCGGAAGCCCGAACUUCUACACUAAGCAGUCUUGUUUUCUCUCGUCAAACUGGUUUUUUCGAGUGGCUAUUUUAAUAUUUAACGCAUAACAUUGCAUCUGUUUCACAAAACCGAUUAAUAUAAAAUUGAACAAUUUUUAUUGUAAGGCUGGGAAACUCGGCAUGGGAUUUUUGGGGGUUAAUUUUUGGGUUAGGUUUUUUUUGGGGGGGGGUGGGGUAGGGUUGUUUUUGGCCUGAUUCGAUCAUCCCCGUCACUUGAAAUCCGCAGUACCUCUCUGAGCGUUCGAGUGGCUUUAGUGAAAUAACUUUUUGUUUCCAUACCAGUUGGUCCCAGUAGAAACUGCCCUGAUCCAGGUAACCCAGCAAAAGGUGACAGGAACCCGCCUCCGACAGACGGCAGCAGUGAUUACCCACAAGGCAGUAUGAUACGCUACACGUGUUAUCCUCACUAUAAUCUACACGGACCCGUCACCCGCACGUGUUUGGCUGACGGUAGCUGGAGCGCAAAAGCACCGGAAUGUCUUAGUGAGUACAUUGAGCUUAGCCUUAAAAAACAGCCGUGAUUUCGCCACGCCACCGAUGGUUUCUCCGCGAAAUGACGUCUGAAAUUCCAUUUUGAUGACGCGUCAGUAUCCAGAUCUGGGUAGUGCUUCUGAUUGGUUGAAAAUUGGCCUCAUUCAACCAGAAGCAUUACCCAGAUCUGGAAGGUGACCCGUCAUCAUUAUGGAACUUCUGCGCUUGUUUCUCAGACGUCAUUUCGCGGGUAAAUAAAUGGGGUCGCAGCGAAAUGUUAGCUAUUUUCUCAGGCUACAUUCGGCGAGGAUCAUUCGCAAUGAGACACUGCCUUUCCCCAGGGUGCAGUUAUUUUCUACCUCAACAGAUUUCUCUGGGAACCUAUCAAGUCACAACGAUUAACAGACUGCUCUUCAUCUCAGUUUUCUACCGUAAAUUUGAAGUAAAGAGUUUUUACCAGCUUUUCUGAACCUUCCCUAGCUACCAUAUCAUCAGGAAAAUCGCGGGUAGUUUUGCUGUUUCUUUGAGAUACACUAUUAGGACAUUCACAAGUUUACACUUCGAAAUCGACGCUACGGAGAGAACUAAGCUAGCCGACCUUAGCAUGCACGAGGGUUAUUGUAUUUCUAAGGCUGAAUUAACGAAGCAUCAUUUUGGAAGAUCAAGUCUCCGUCUUAAACGCUUUUACAAAAAAGUAAGGUAAAAUUUUGCGCUACAGUAAAAACCCGCCAGUAAGAACCUGCAUUUUUCCAAGUUAGCAUAUAAAUGGUAAUUAGCACAAAUUUAGACUGAACAAUUUCUGAUACAUAGUAGCAAAGAGUGUUUAGUGGUAUUCAGCUUAUCAUACCAAAUUGAUACUAAUGUGAAAAUGACUAUAAGAAGGAGAACUGAAGCACUGUCCACAUGAAUUUUUAAGUCCUCCUUCAGAAUAUAACAUACAUGUAUUGUAGUGUCUUAUUAUUUUAUUUGCCCAAGUGUAAGGAAUGUUUUAUAGAUAUUAGAAAAUAAGAACCUGUUUCAAAUUUUAGGCUAAACAGGCUCUUGUAUAGAGGGGCAUAACUAGCAAAUUUUAGCCCAACAGGUUCUUUAAAGAAACCAGGUUCUUACUCGUGUGUGUUUACUGCAUUUUUCGUUUCUCUUCAGGCCCUCCGAGAUUCCGCCAGACUCCAACCAACGUAACUGUCAAAGAAACAAGCUCUGCCGUACUUGAGUGUUCUGCUUCGAACCCUAAUACAAAUAUUACGUGGUAUAAAGACGGAAACGUUGUAAAAGAGGAUGGUAUUGCCAUUACGAGAACCGGGUUAAUAGUUGUGAGUGUUCAUCGUUCAAACCAAGGUUGGUAUGUCUGUAACGCAACGAACAGGGCAGGCAGCAAGGAGGUGCGCGCAUACCUCAAAGUGACGAGACCGCUCGAUGCAGGUUAGUGAUAGAUGAUAAAUUUAUCAUUUACAAUUUGAAAAACGCUGCGGCUUAGAAAUUGGUUUCUCCAUUCUGUCGUCUAAGAAAGAACGGUAGAGUCCACGUUAGCGUUUACUUUGUUAAAAAAAAUGUUUACAACGUAGCUCCAGUAAAAUCGGAUUAUUUCAUAUCAUUGCCAAAAAUUUAUAAUAAAGUCUUGAAGUCUUGAUAUCUGUAAUUCUUUUCGAUUGUUAAAACCAAAAACUUUAAGACGAAAAGUUCGUCAUAGCUCAGUGCGCCUGUAUACCUUAAUCUGCAUACAUUUUGACAAAAAAAUUAGUUGAGAAAAUUCAAAUAUCAAAGCAUUUAACUCUUAUUACUUCUCAUGACCUUUUCUUUUGAAUAUGUCUUUAAAUUGUAAGAAGAAAAUUGAUGUUGGUCUUUCUUGGGACUUGAAGAGUUAACGCCGGAAAAUUCAUCAUGGCGGAUGCGUGUGGGCGUAUCUUACGGAGGGGCACAAUGGGGAUACCCAAUACCGUAAGAAAAAUUGGUAAAUACCAAAAUACCGUGUCAAAAAUCGACAAAAUACCGAUACCGCAUGUAUGAUCGGUUACGCUUACUUAAAGUUGCAUCCAUCAAGCGUUAUGACCCCGCGAACAUCUUGAGCAACCUCAGUCAUAGUGAGAAAACACGAGAAGACCUCGAUUGACCGGUACAAAGAUCGAGAAGCACGGUCAUUGUAAACUACAACAAUUACAUUGUAGAUUAACUGCCAAAAAUUGCGUAAAUCAUGUAUGAUGCUCACUGUGUUUUGUGUUGCAUAUUGUAUUGACCUGCAUUGGACAUGAAAGAGCAAAUGAACGGUACCGCAGUACCGCCGCGAAGGAUCUUCUUUUACCAAAUAGCGUCAGCCAAAAGGAUGAAAACCGAAUACCGCAGGGCUAGAUGAUACCGCAAUACCGUUCACAAAAAUUAUACCGAAAUACCGCAUGAAAAAACUUAAUACCGCAAUACCGCAAACCCCAAUUUCCCCCUCCUUCCGACUCUUGCAAGUAUUUUCUAAAACUUCAGCAGUUCUCAAAAGUCGGACAUUGUUUUGCCUUGAUACCUUUCGCCCCGUACAUGUAAUAAUGUAAAUCCAAGACAGACUUGGAUUCUGGAUUCCACGCUUGAAUCCAGAUUCCAGGAACUGGAUUCAGGAUAUUCCAAUCUUAAACCAGAUUCCGAAUUCCUUGAGCUGAGUUCCGUAGUUCCAACCUAGGAUUCGAGAUUUCACAGGCAAAAUUUUUAGGACUCAGGAAUCCCGUUACUUUGCAUGAUGGGAUAAACUCAGCGUUGUCAUAAAGGAGAAAUGCUCCUUGAAAAAAAUAUAUUUAUCGUAAAAUUUCUAAAUCCUUGGCGAAGCUUUCCGGUUUUAAACGUUAUCGAUACUUUUUUGGCGAUUGUAAUUCUAGUCUCACCUUGCUUUAACCCUGAUUUCCCCCCGCAGACUGCGGCCGUCGCACCCUGACCACUCGUGGCAGGAUUGUUGGCGGUAAGAAGGUGGAAGCAGGGUCUUUCCCAUGGCAAGCCAGCCUGUGGAACACAAAGUCGAAAACACAUUUCUGUGGUGGAUCCCUUGUUGCUUCGAGAUGGGUAGUUACCGCUGCCCAUUGUGUAGCUGGAGCAGGUUUGUGAUUUUGUUUACAAGGUUAACUGGGCAUCGUCUGGGGGCUGUUUAGACUUUCUGUAAGUCCUUCAUUUUUUUCCUGGUUAGUUAUAUAGCUAUAUAGACUUAUACAUAGACUUCGUCGCUGGCUCGGUCGCUGCGCGACCUCAUGCAUUGACACUCGCUUUUAAGAACUUAUGAGAGGUCGACUUGUAAAACGUCUAGGGGCUGUUUGGGUUGAGGUAUGCCGCCGAAGCCCUCAAAACCUGACCUUGUUUAAGAAAAAAAUUACUCAUUUCGCUUUUCUGUUUAAGACAAGAGACCUUAGUUUAUAACCCUGAUUUGUUUCGUUUUGCAAACAAAAUUAGCUAAUUUUUCCAAUUAAAUAUCAUGAACUACACUUUUUAGAAAAAAGAAAUUGUUGUUGCCGCAAAUGUGGACCGCUCAUCCGCAGUCCUUUUAAAGGCUUCCUGUCCGAAGACGCCAAAUAGCGAAAUUGUGUAACCUGUUUAACACUCAAGAAUCUGAAAGCCAUACCCUGUUCUGCAGCACAUCCAUCUAGGCCAAAUAAGAAAGUAACCCCCCUCCCCAGCCAAGCGUUCGUAGUGCCCUUUUGUUUCCAUAUUGGCUCUUCCAGAAUUUGCUUGGCCCAUGUUCACCAAAAAAAAAAAAAAUUAAAAUUGAAAAUCAGUAGUGUUCAUUUUAUCUAUAUCAUUCGCAUAACGGUUCCUCUUAAUGUGUCAAUUAUGUAUUGAUAUUGUUAGGUUCUUUAGGAAUGUAACGGUUAAGAUCCUCGGACGAGGCUGCAUUAACUUUUUAAAACAGCGUCGAAAAGGGUGAUAUGGACAAAGGUGCAAUGUCUAGCACCGGUGUUUGAGCGCAGCAAAGUUUGUGCUGGUGCCCACUUAUUUCUUCUUAUUACAUUGUAUCUAACUAAAUCUUGCUUACAUAAAACAGGGGCACCCAACGACAAUUUUAGGAAAGUAUCUGUUCGGAAGACGAUUUGAGAUCUAGAUUUUUCGGAACAUUUGCUGUAAAUGUCUUGCUUGCCUGCCUCUGUUAAGAUUUUCGAACAUCUGAAAAAUGGUAUAAUUGCCCAUUUUUAACGGAUUUUUGCCCUAAAAAGGUCACCUAGAAUUUUCGGGAGCCUUUUUUCUGGCUGAAAUUUUCGAAAAGGUAAGUUUUGAUCCCUAUGAUUUUCGGCUCACUAGACUUUCAGCUAGGAAAUCCGAACUGAUGAAAAAUUUUUUAGGGGAUAAAAAAUAUGCCUAUAUCUACCGUUUAAAUACUAAAUAUUCUCGUGGGGUGCCCCUGAUAAAACUAGAUAGUUACGUUUAUAAGAGUCGAUAGGAACAGGUAUGAAAUUUUAAAUCCUAGUGUUAGAUUAUUUAACAAUUAAUGAAUGAGGCUGAGUAUCUUAUGUAGAAUUAUGGAGAUCGAGGAGUGUGUUAUCCGUCGAGGCCGUAGGCCGAGGCAGAUAACACCCUCCGAGAUCUCCAUAAUUCUUUAUAAGAUACGAGACCCGAAUUCAAUAAUUGAUUUAUUAUUUAUUCAAAAUAAUGCCUGGUUUAAAAACAUUGCUAAACAUACUUACCUCCAUCGAUGUUAAGUUCAUCAGUUCGAUAGUACACGUUUAGGGUUGUUCAGCUCCGCAAAUAUUCUCCAAAGAGCAGAUGUCGCCCUUCGAGUUGUCUUGCAGCAGGUCUGAAAACCAGCUUCUGAGCCAUUUACCGUGUUCAAAUAAAGUUGAUUGAAGUGAAUUGAAUUUCUGUGGCACCCAUGCGCUUGCCUGUUCCAGGCUCCGAGAUAUUCGGGUCUGCUGAAUUGAGAAAGCGCAAACACGAAAAUAAAACGGGAGGAAACUGGGAAGAGAAGGGGCGGCUCUCCCUUCCUUUUUCCCGCCUCUUUUUCCCGCUCCGCCAACUUUUCGCGCACCUUUUUCUUUCGCGUCUUCCCCACUAUCUGAGAGCCUGGAACAGGCUACCCAUGCGCUAAUCCGCAGUUGAUUGUUGUGUUAAGUUUUGGUCGCUUAGCACUGGACCUUGCUCAUACUGUGUUCAACAUUUGUACAUUCUCCAUAAUACAUCUUGUUUGCCUCCCCCCCCCCCACCCCUACAAAAAAAAUUCCAUGACUUUUGCUGGUAUUACAGUCGCCCCAAGAGAAGAGAAAGACAAUGCCUGUGGUGUAUUAUGGGAGACGAGCAAAUGGUGAAUAUAGAGCGUAUUCACAUGAUGUCUGUUGCUGUCCCGAAACAAAAAAAAAGGCCAUGUUGGUGUUGCAAACCAAUCCUGUCGGAGUUGAACCUUUUUUCUUUUGUUCAAUAAAUUUGCAUAGCCACUGACCACGUGACUGAAAAGGCUCUAUUGUUAUGUAGAUCCGGACGAUGUCCAGGUUCGUCUCGGAAAGAUCUUCACCGACAGAGCAGAGCCCAGCAGGGAACAACUUAUUUCCGCGAACAGCAUCCUGAUUCAUCCUCACUACGAUCAUCACCGUAGCGACUAUGAUCGUGAUAUAGCACUAAUACGCCUGAAGACCGCGGUUAUUUAUACCGAUUAUGUAAGACCCAUCUGCCUACCCUUGCGAGGAAAUGACGCUGAUAGAUAUCUUCUGCGACCCGGAAUGACUGGUGUCAUUACAGGUGAUCAGAUUGUAACGAUCUUGGUUGGCGAACAACUCUUCUAUCAGCUGCUUUCUUUCUUUUCUUAAGCAAAGAAAUACACUUGAGGCUGGAGAGUGUAUUCGGAGAGAAUGGAGAGUAGUCGUUACGUCACGUUGCCAUGGCAACAAAAUUUCUGGUUCUCAACAAACCGUGGUCCUGCAAAUAUGGCAGAAAAAACGAAAAAAUUGACACGCAUGACUUCCUGUGCAUGAUUACACUCAGGAACAAAACGGUAGCCCAUACUUUUCUUCCAUCGUUCAACAAUGCAAAUGCCCGUCUCUGUCAAGAAAGAUUGUAGACAUCCAGAAAUUUUGCUAUUAUGGUAACGUGACGUCACAAUUACCCUCUUAACUAAUAUUUAAUAAUAUAUUUAUUAAACUAUGUACAUAUUCUAAAGCGCUAAUAAAAGCUGACAAACACACUAACACAACUAAAUAAAAUGAAAAUAAAACACCACAAUCACAGUACACGAGUUGUCUCACUGGGCAAAUGCCAAACGAAAUAUAAAAGUUUUCAGAGCCUACUCAGCCUGCAUAAAAGGCGCUCAAUGAGCCAAGCGAGGCAAAACAAAGCAUUUUACGCGAAGUGUCGUGCGUCGCGAAAAAUGCCGCUUUCUCCUCGCGUGGCUCAUGAAGCCCUUGUUGUGCAGGCUAGCUAAUUAGAUGCAAACAGAGGUUUCAUUUACAGUUCUUUUCUACAGUAUUUCGGGACGUUAAUUUUUAGCCGCCAGAUUUCCCGUGUGCUAUCGGCGUCAAUGUUUCGUAUUGCGUCGUUUAAGAAGUCUCAAAUGACACUUGCUCAAUAUUCCUAGUGAACAAGUUGAACCGACGUUUUACAAAUGACCCCUUUGUGUGUUACCGUUUUACAGGUUGGGGUGACAAGAAACAAAGACUACCGAAGCUUGCUAAGGUCCUUAAGAGAAUGCGUCAAGCCGACGUACCAGUCGUAAACCAAACCAAAUGUAAAAAGGCCAACAAAAAGUACGUCGUCACAGACAACAUGUUUUGCGCCGGUUACUUCAACGGAACACAUGGUGACGCAUGUCAGGGAGACUCGGGUGGACCGCUGGCCAUUGAGAAUAGCCUUUCACUGGAUGUAGCUAACGAAAGAUGGGUGCUCGCAGGCGUCAUUUCGUGGGGACGAGGCUGCGGAGGAAUGGGCACAUACGGCGUCUAUACACGGGUUUCGAUGUUUGUUCGAUGGAUUAAUAAUCAGAUAAACAAGGACGAUUGAAAUUGUGGUAUUCAUUCUGGUCAGUUUGUAGACCAUAAAGAAUUUAACCCGGUGCCGACACAAUAGUUGCAUAGUGUGUGCUGUAAAGUAGUUUAUUUUCUAGUAAACCUCAGUAAGGAUAAUAUUCAGUGAAAUAAAGACUAAAAGCAUUGGCAGUUGAAUUUCCGAUCAUGUUAUUGUUAUUGUUGUAGGUAGUUAGUUGCCAAGUGCUUUACCAUUGGUUCGAAUGAAUGUAUCAUACUCACAUACUAACCCCGGGGGGUGGACUCCCACAUGAAACAGACGGGGAUGCUCGUCGGAAUUUUGAAUUUAACCCCUAAAGGAGACCAUCUGGGCGUGGCUCAAGCUUUUUGUGACCCCUAUAUAAGGAGACCAAUCUGGGCGUGGCUAAAGCAAAUUUUGACCCCUAAAAGAGACCGCUUAAAAACACACAAAUACGACAUGCAAUGAGUUUUAAGGACAUAAAGACAUAACAAACAAAGUUAAAAAGAAAAUUGACUUCUGUUUCUCUUCGUGUAAUUCUGUGUUUCUUCGCGGAACCCUAAACGAGACCUUGGCGCCUUCAAAUAUUGGCGCUUUGCCCGGAACACGCUAAGCGAGACCAAAAUCCAAAAUUUACACCCCUAAGCGAGACGACGAGCAUCCCCGUCUGUUUCAUAUGGGAGUCCCCCCCCCCCGGAUACUAACACUUGAGGGAUCACAUACCCAGAGUCUUUUUUUGUGGGGUGGUGUUGGUGGGGGUGAAAGUGGG
Molecule: messenger RNA, 23602 nt
Organism: Porites lobata
Lineage: Eukaryota; Metazoa; Cnidaria; Anthozoa; Scleractinia; Poritidae
Source: the annotation of a GenBank genome assembly